Molecule: messenger RNA, 1656 nt
Organism: Colletotrichum siamense
Lineage: Eukaryota; Fungi; Ascomycota; Sordariomycetes; Glomerellales; Glomerellaceae
Exons: 5
Coding region: 1-1656 (551 amino acids)
Source: RefSeq, a predicted model, not a curated record
AUGCAUCUCAAAUUGGCCGUCGCUUCACUCUUGACCUCCGGCGCGACGCUGGGGGUCAACGCCGCCAGCAAGCCCAAGUUGUCAGCCAGUGCUCAAAGUUUGUUUGACUACUCCAUGGGGGUCCAGGACGCUAGAUGGGACCAGUCGUACGCUGCGAUCUUCUACCCCGACAAGGGACCGUGGUCUAACAGGUUUACUGCCUGGUACACGGCGGGCUUGCUGCAUCGCAAUGAGGGAAACGACGUGGAAAACGCAAAGGCAGCAAUUCAGAAUAUUCUUCGGUGCCAAAUGACGUCGGAUUUUGAGUCAGCGUGGUAUGGAACAUUUAAGCUCUCGCCUGAUGAGCCGGACCCAACUCCCAACUCCACACUCUAUCCACCAAAGAUUUAUACUACAUACGAUCCGAACUGGAGAGAGUUUAUUGGAACACAACUUGUGCAAGAUGUGGAGCUCUAUUCCGACCUCCUUGGCGCGGAUCUCGUCAAGAAAAUUGAAGACGCUCUCGAAAUCCAAGCCGUCGGGGCUAUGAGACGUAACGGCAGCUACCCCGAUGGCGACAACCUCAUUCUUCGCUACUCUAACCCAGGUCUCAUGCGCGCCCUUACAGUCGGCUGGAUCGGCGCCCGUCGUCAAAAUUCUGCCUUCACCAACUUCGCCAACACUCAAGGGAGCGAGCUUCUAGAGCUCUUCAAGUCCAACGGGUCUAACACCCUCGGCGAGUACAACGCCCCAAACUACUACGGCAUGGAUGUCUGGGCUCUGGCUGCAAACAUCGCUUACGGACCCCGCAACGCCACCCUGACCAAGAACGCCGAGUUCAUCUUGACGGAGUUGUGGAAAGAUAUUGCGGAGCACUACAACCCGUAUCUCGGCAAUCUCGUCGGUCCGUAUGACCGGGCAUACACCCGCGACAUGACAAAGUAUUCGUCCAUUCUCCCCAUGUACUGGUGGUCUGUAUUUGGCCGCGAGUACGGUCCACAGCCUCUUUUGGGAGAAGGAGACUUGAUGUACGAUGCUGCACAGGGUGCGGCAAUCUCCUUGGUUGCAGAGACGGUCGCGAAGCACAUUUCAAACAGUACCGCAGCUGCUCUCAAGUCCAAGGGCUCCUGGACGGGGUCACGAAGCCUCACACGGCAUAUCAAGGAAGAGCUGGACACUGACGUCACUCGCACCACCACAUCCUGGAUCAGUGGACCUCUCAUGAUCGGCGGACAGCAGCUCGCUGAGACAGAGAACCGAGGAGAUCAAUUUGUGCCGGCCAUUGCGCAUUGGGCUUCGGACCCUUCGCAUAAGCCGUGGCCCCUGGUUGGCUUCUUCCUGCUCUAUCCUUCUGCUUCGACGAUUAAGGCCGUCGCGAGUGAGAAUUUUUUGAGCAUCUCAUACCCAAACAAGACUCAGGAAGGCUCUGAUAUCUUCACCUUUGCCCUUUCCGGAAUCCCCCCAUCAUGGACUCUGGGAGGCAAGUCUAUUACCGGCUUGGAGGAAUUGCCAUGCUUAAACGUCAACGUCUCUGCGCCUGGAUUGGAGAAGUUGCCUAUCUCGUAUGGUGAUCAGCUGAGAAAUCACUGGUACUACAAUAUUUCCUAUGCGGUGCCUGCAGACUUUGAGGGUGUCCCGCAUGUGAACUUGACGAUGGAGUACACCUGCGAAACCUAA